Messenger RNA from Epinephelus fuscoguttatus (brown-marbled grouper), 3753 nucleotides. RefSeq names its product ubiquitin protein ligase E3A (gene ube3a). Gene Ontology annotation, molecular function: ubiquitin protein ligase activity. The record is from RefSeq and is a predicted model, not a curated record. The transcript is spliced from 11 exons. Gene Ontology annotation, biological process: protein polyubiquitination. Lineage: Eukaryota; Metazoa; Chordata; Actinopteri; Perciformes; Serranidae. Bases 338 to 2839 code for a protein of 833 amino acids.
AGCCCCGCGCUGCAUGCCGGGAUACGUCACGCUGUUGUUUACAAGAUGGUAGAGAAGGCUAUUCUGCUCUGAUUUAUUAACUAAAGUACCAAGCUAACUCUUCCUCACGCUGUCACAGUGAGUCUUCUUCAGGCUCCGUGCGGUUAAAUCUCAGCAGGUUGACUCGCAGCGGCGCAGACAGCAGCGGACUGAAUGUGGCUCAAACUGCAGCUCUCACACUGACAGCACGGGUUUUUUUGCACUGUCACUGACAGAGGCACACACAGGAACUUUACUCCUGUUCAUAUCACAGAGGACUGUCCAUCAGGUCUGCAGGAGUGCACCUGAAUCCAGCCGAAUGAACAGAGCGACUGCAAAGCAUCUAAUUGAGCGCUACUUUCGGCAGUUAACUGACGGCUGUGGAAAUGGCGACUGCACGAAUGAGUUUUGCGCAUCAUGUAGUGAUUUUCAACCUUUGGAUAACAAUACAGCAGCUGCCAAAGCACUUGAGCUGUUUAAGAUUAAUGCCAAACUCUGUAAUCCUCACCCCUCCAAGAGAGACUCUGACUCCCAACACAAAGACACUCAUCUGGACAGUAGGAUGAGCGAUAUGGACCUCUGUCCUGCCAAGGAGGACUUCUCAGAUGUUAAUUACCUCACAGAGAACACAGUAUGUAUGAUCCUGAGUUUCUGCGAGGAGAAAGGGGACUACUCUGCUCUCAUCCGCAUCAUUGGCAGGAUUUUCUCCAAUGCAGAUGCCUUGAUUAAGAGUUUCAGGAAGGAUGAACCCAAAGCUGCUGAAAACCUUGACUCUUUAGAAGCAAGAGGUGCAGACAAGAGUGAGAAGUCAAGUGAUAAACCCUCAGAAGAAAUGGGUGCUGCAGCUGCUUUACCAGACGAGGGUGUUAAUGAAAGCUUUGACCCUUGUGAGGUCUCAGUGGACAUGGAGGCAGUGCGCAGAGUCUACGACAAACUUCUAGGACUCAACCAGGUAGAGGCAGCUCUUGUAAACGCACUGGUUUACCUCACUCCAAACAUGGAACUUGACCUGGAAUACCUUGACGUGUACGAAACAAAUCCAGAUUACCUGAACAUCUUCCUCAUCGUGCUGGAGAACAGUAACCUUCACAGCCCAGAGUACCUGGAAGUGGCUUUGCCACAGUUCUGCAAAGCGAUGAGUAAACUGCCUGUGACGGCGCUCGCCAGGCUGGUGAAGCUCUGGUCCAUGUACGGUCUCCAACACAUCCGCCGCAUGAUGGAGACCUUCCAACAGCUCAUCACUUUCACAGUUGUCAGCAAUGAAUACGACAGCGACAACCUGGUAAAUGAUGACGAGACUGUGGUGGCUGCAACGCAGUGUUUAAAAGUUGCCUUCUACGCAAGUAUCCUGGGUGGGGAUGUGAAUGUGGAUCACAAUGAGGAGGAUGACGAAGACUCAGAUUCUGAUGAGCCCACCCUGCAUGAGCUGCUAGGUGAGGAGCGGCUGUAUAAAAAGGGUCCUCGGGUCGAUCCUCUGGAGAAAGAACUGGGCGUCAGGCCUGUGGACAGCAUUAAACCCCUCAUCCCAUUUGAGGAUUUUAUUAACGAGUCACUGAACGAGGUGGUGGAGAUGGACAAGGAUUUUACCUUCUUCAAGGUCAACGCCGAAACCAAGUUUUCUUUCCAGACCUGCCCCUUUAUCCUCAGUGUCAUCACCAAGAACCAGGGACUGUACUACGACAACAGGAUCAGGAUGUACAGCGAGAGACGUCUCACGGCCCUCUACAGCAUGGUCCAGGGCCAGCAGCCCAACCCAUACCUCAAGCUCAAAGUACGGAGAGAUCACAUCAUCGACGACGCCCUUGUCAGAUUGGAGAUGAUCUCCAUGGAGAACCCGUCCGACCUGAAGAAGCAGCUGUUCGUUGAGUUCGAGGGGGAGCAAGGUGUGGACGAGGGAGGGGUCUCAAAGGAGUUCUUUCAGUUGGUCUUGGAGGAAAUUUUCAAUCCCGACAUAGGAAUGUUCAGCUACGACGACGACACUAAGCUUUUCUGGUUUAACUCAUCCUCCCUUGAGAACGAAGCGCAGUACACUCUCGUUGGACUCGUCCUGGGGCUCGCCAUCUACAACAACUGCAUCCUGGACGUACAUUUCCCAAUGGUUGUCUACAGGAAACUCAUGGGCAAGAAGGGGACCUUCUUGGACCUGUCAGACUCACAUCCAGUUCUCUACCAGAGUCUGAAGGAGCUGCUCGCAUACACCGGCAACGUAGAGGAAGACAUGACGCUCACCUACCAGAUAUCACACACAGACCUUUUUGGAAACCCGAUCUUAUACGACCUAAAGGAGCAGGGAGACCAGAUCCCCAUCACUAAAGAAAAUAGACAGGAGUUUGUGGACAUGUAUGCUGACUACAUACUCAACAAGAGCGUGGAGAGACAAUUCAAAGCCUUUAAGAAAGGUUUCCAAAUGGUCACAAAUGAGUCCCCGCUGAAAUAUUUGUUCAGACCCGAGGAAGUAGAGCUGCUUAUCUGUGGCAGCAGGAAACUUGACUUUGACGCACUUGAAAAGACGACGGAAUAUGAUGGAGGUUACAGCAAAGACAGCCAAAUCAUCAAAGAUUUCUGGGAGACGAUACACUCGUUCGGAGAGGAGCAGAAGAGGUUGUUUCUUCAGUUUACCACUGGCACAGACAGAGCACCAGUUGGCGGGCUCGGCAAAUUAAAAAUGAUCAUUGCCAAGAAUGGCUCAGACACAGACAGGCUACCGACGUCUCACACCUGCUUCAAUGCACUGCUGCUCCCAGAAUACUCCUCCAAGGAGAAACUGAGAGAAAGACUCCUCAAGGCCAUCACAUAUGCCAAAGGAUUUGGGAUGCUGUGACAGGUCCACAAACAGAAACUGUAUUUUAACAAAAAAAAAAAACAAAAAACAGAUGGAUAUGACAUAAAACAAAAUGCUGCAAUAACCCCGUGCCUAACCGCCCUCUACCAGUCAUACUUCACUGUGGGCGUUUCACUCCGAGGCCUAACUUUCUCCGACACAGUUUCAUAAACAGUACAUGAGAUUUCCCAAAGAGUUUAACACUGCACUUGAAUAAUGUAUUUUGACUUUUGUGUUUUGUUUCCAGGCAGACGUGAACAACAUUUGAUUUGUGAAACUGUGAAAGUGCACUUAUACACAGGGUUUUAGUGAAUGCCAGCACAUGCAGUAUAUUUAUUGACUUAGUGUGAUUUUUUUGUCAUGUUCUUUAUGGUGUAGCAGUAUUCAGUCCUGAGGCCCCACAGCUGGGAGUGGGCUGAGCAUAAUGGUGCUUCUUGGUAACAAAGUAUACUGAGGUGAAGCCUUUUAUAUUACUGCUAACCCAAAUAGCCUCACUGACUAGCUUUAUUUCAUUUCCUGUCAGUGGGAGAGAAACUCACCACUAACCUGAAGGUUAUUUUGAAGUAUUUCUGUGUUGUGCCUCUUGUAUUACAUAUGAAAUGAAUACUGUGUGUUGAAUCUGACCAGACCGUGUGGUUUCCAUAGCUUGCAGGGUUUUAGAAUGACUGGUCGGUUCAGACUUUCACAUCCUGAAAGAAGUGUUUCUCUUCCUUUUGGUUUGUUUGCUACUAAGUGUUUCUGAUUGCACAUUUGUAAGUGCAGUUGCCAAAUGUGCAAUGCCUCUGUAGGGAAAAGAGUCACAUGAAUUGUUUUAUUUGGCCAAAUAUCUCAGGUACGGAAAGAAUGUGCAGAUAAUGUGAAACUCUUAUGUAAAGCAAAGAUUAUGCAAAGGAAAUAAAAGUGAAGGAAAUCUA